GGAAGACAAGUCUUGCAUGCAGCUGCUGUGCAUAGAAUCACAACAUCGUGGCUGUGGCUCUCGGGAUUGGUGUUGGUAUCACGGGCAAAAGAGGUAUAUAAGAGGAUCAACCGAAUGAAGACAUUACUCUGAAAGCAUUUGCUCAACUCUCAGACAUGAAAGUUACACUGUUUCUCGUCAUUGUCAGCGCCUCUGUUGCUGUGAUCUACAGCGAAGACUGCAGGGAUGAUAGUGACUGUAGUCACGUGACAUGUGACAGUUCCUCAAAACUCGCCUGCUCUCAUGGACAAUGCACCUGUCUGGUGUCAGCCACUGCUGGUUCCUGCUUUUCAGCCACAUGUUCCGCCCGCGCCGACUGCGACAGCUGUCGUUGUAGAGACAGCCACACAGACCGUCAUUGCUUCGACGGACAUUGUCUUUGUGGACGUGGGUUUGGACCUGGCGUCGGAAAAUAAAGAAGAAAGGCUCAUCGAAAUUAUCCAUACUAUCUGGAUACCACAUGUAUAUGUGUAAAAUAAAUUUGAUACAAUAAACUGGUGUGUUUUGA
Haliotis rubra (blacklip abalone) is the source of this 547-nucleotide messenger RNA. Its product is annotated as serine protease inhibitor Cvsi-2-like. The coding region runs from base 156 to 455 and encodes 99 amino acids. NCBI's taxonomy places the organism in Eukaryota, Metazoa, Mollusca, Gastropoda, Lepetellida, Haliotidae. The record is from RefSeq and is a predicted model, not a curated record. The transcript is spliced from 4 exons.